CAGAAUCUUCAGGAACACCAUUCUGAUCAAAAUGUCUGCUCUUGAAACCCUCUUUAAAUACAUUGAUGAACACCAGGACCUCUAUAUUCAGCGACUGGCUCAAUGGGUGGCAAUCCAGAGUGUGUCAGCAUGGCCAGAGAAGAGAGCUGAGAUCCAACGCAUGAUGGAGGCUGCUGCGAAGGAUAUUGAGCGACUGGGAGGCACCACCCAACUUAUGGAUAUUGGGAAACAAAAGCUGCCUGAUGGAUCAGAGAUCCCGCUGCCACCAAUUGUUCUGGGUACACUUGGCUCAGAUCCACACAAAAAGACGGUGUGUGUAUACGGUCACCUGGAUGUUCAGCCAGCAGCACUAGAGGAUGGCUGGGAUAGUGAGCCCUUCACACUGGUAGAAAGAGAAGGAAAGCUGUACGGGCGAGGAUCAACAGAUGACAAAGGUCCAGUGCUUGCCUGGCUGAAUGCCUUGGAGGCUUAUCAACAAACUAACCAGGAAUUUCCAGUAAAUGUUAAGUUCUGCCUGGAGGGCAUGGAAGAAUCAGGUUCUGAAGGCCUUGAUGAACUGAUUUUUGCUCAGAAAGAUGCUUUUUUCAAAGGUGUGGAUUAUGUUUGCAUUUCUGACAACUACUGGCUAGGCAAGAAGAAGCCUUGUAUCACCUAUGGCUUGAGGGGUAUCUGCUACUACUUCAUAGAGGUGGAAUGUAGUGACAGAGACCUUCACUCUGGAGUUUAUGGAGGUUCAGUACAUGAGGCCAUGACAGAUCUCAUCACUCUAAUGGGUUCUCUUAUAGACAAGAAAGGGAAAAUCCUCAUUCCAGGCAUUAAUGAAGCAGUGGCACCUGUUACUGAUGAGGAGCUGUCACUAUAUGAGAAGAUUGAUUUUGAUCUGAAAGAUUACACAAAAGAUGUAGGAGCAACAAAACUAUUGCAUGAUACAAAGAGAGAUAUCCUUAUGCAUAGGUGGAGAUAUCCUUCCUUGUCUCUCCAUGGAAUUGAGGGAGCCUUCUCGGCCUCUGGAGCCAAGACUGUGAUUCCUAGGAAAGUGAUUGGCAAGUUCUCAAUCCGGCUUGUGCCAAACAUGACUCCUGAAGAAGUAACAAAACAUGUUGAAGACUACCUGAGCAAAAAGUUUGCGGAGCUGCAGAGUCCCAACAAAUUCAGAGUAUACUUAGGCCAUGGUGGAAAACCCUGGGUGUCAGACUUUGACCAUCCCCACUACCUGGCUGGUAGGAAGGCUAUGAAGACAGUUUUUGGAGUUGAACCAGAUCUGACGAGGGAGGGAGGAAGCAUUCCUGUUACCCUUACUUUUCAAGAAGCAACAGGCAAGAAUGUCAUGCUGCUUCCUGUUGGAGCUGCAGAUGAUGGUGCCCACUCUCAAAAUGAGAAGCUAAACAGGUACAACUACAUCCAGGGGACGAAGAUGCUUGGUGCAUACCUCUAUGAAGUUUCCAAGCUGAAGGACUAAGUUAGACACCCUACCUUCUGCCUCAUGGAUCAGAAGUCUGAAUUAUAAAAUGUCACCAAUUGCCAAGUCUUACAUGGCUCCCCUUUUCUGCCAACAUUCUACUGCUUUGGUGGGGGAGAGGGAAGCAUGCAGUUCCACUUGACAAGCAACACUGUAUACCAAAAAUAUUUCUUUAAAUGCUUACUUCAAAUGACACAGGCUAUUCUUUAUUCGUCCAGUAGUCCUGAACUGCAUCUUUGUCCCCUCUUUGUCACUUCAAAGCUGUGGUUUUCUGUAUUCAUCUACUUUUCCUGUAAAGCAGGAGAAAUGUUUUGCUCUCAGCUGUUUAAGCAGCCACAUCAGUUGCAGAAUUGCCAGCCAAGUUUAAGGUUCUUAUUCCUGGAUAUGUCCUGGAAGUAGUCAAAGUGACAGACUGUGGGGCUAUACUGGAAUGUGUUCAAGCUGUAGUGAGGCAUCCGUCUUGCUGAGUGAUUUGGAAGAGUGGUUUGUCUCUUACAGUUUAUACCUGCCUGCAGGUUUCAAUUUCCAGUGAAUUAGGUUAUAACAAAGUUCACUGUGGUAAUAACUACUGGCCGUCUUUUUGUAAAGCUGCCAUUGUACUCCCUAAAAAGGACAAUAAAUAAUCAUGUUCUAG
Molecule: messenger RNA, 2093 nt
Organism: Tauraco erythrolophus (red-crested turaco)
Lineage: Eukaryota; Metazoa; Chordata; Aves; Musophagiformes; Musophagidae
Gene: CNDP2
Product: carnosine dipeptidase 2
Biological process (GO): proteolysis
Cellular component (GO): cytosol
Molecular function (GO): metallodipeptidase activity
Source: RefSeq, a predicted model, not a curated record